Messenger RNA from Papaver somniferum (opium poppy), 4459 nucleotides. RefSeq lists its product as uncharacterized. The transcript is spliced from 17 exons. Gene Ontology annotation, biological process: chromatin remodeling. The record is from RefSeq and is a predicted model, not a curated record. Gene Ontology annotation, cellular component: cytoplasm. NCBI's taxonomy places the organism in Eukaryota, Viridiplantae, Streptophyta, Magnoliopsida, Ranunculales, Papaveraceae. Bases 100 to 4227 code for a protein of 1375 amino acids.
AACCCGCUUUCAUUCUCUUCCUUCCCCGAGUCCUUUAUUUCUCAAUUCUCAGGCAAAGAAGAUAAACCCCUUUUUUCUGUUUGAUGUUCACCCAAAAAAAUGGAAGAAGAAAACUCAUCAUCAUCAACUGACUACACCAUGAUCACUACAGAAGAUGAUGAAACCCUAAGUAGAGUUUUCUCUCAGCUAAAACCAUACUGUUUACAACUUCUCCAAUUUCUUCAAAACCCUAAAAACAUUACAACAACAAAAGCAGCAGCAACAACAGUCUCUCAACUUCACGGGUUUCUUUUUCAAUCUCCUCCUCAUACUCUACAACCAUUUCUUGAUUAUGUGUUGUUCCCAUUACUACUGCUUCUUGAUGGAGCUGUUGCAUCAAGAUCAUCACAAGAAGGGAAAUCAGGGCAUAUGCCCCAUCCAGUGAAUGAUAGUAUAGCAGAAGGUGUACUUAAGUGUCUUGAGGAGAUUUUGAGGAAAUGCCAUUUAGGGUCUCUAAAUCAGAUGAUUGUAGUGCUGAAAAAGUUAACUUCUGGGGCAUUGCUUACACCAUCUGAAAGUUCUGAAGAAUUUCGUGAAGGGAUAGUUAGAUGCUUUAGAGCUCUGCUUCUUAGGCUUCACACCUGCUCAAGUGUGUCUUGCAUAUGUAAAGAGAUUCCCAGCCUGCCUGCUUUUGCAGAAAGCAGCAUAUUCCAAACACCCUUAGAUUCUAAAUCAGAGCCAGAUGAAUGCUUGCUUGCGUUUCUUCAGUCACACGACGCUUCUGCUGCUGUUGGUCAUUGGCUCUCACUUCUUCUCAAAAUAUGUGACACUGAGGCUAAGCGAGGGCACUGUGGAAGUGCAAGGCUCCGUGUAGAAGCCAUUUUAACUCUUAGAGUGCUUGUUGCUAAGGUUGGGACAUCAGAUGCUCUAGCUUUCUUUUUACCUGGUGUUGUCAGCCAAUUUGCAAAAAUUUUGCAUGUCUCGAAGGCAAUGAUAAGUGGUGCGGCUGCAAGUACAGAAGCAAUAGACCAAACGAUAAGAGGGUUAGCAGAGUUUCUGACGAUAGUCCUCAAGGACGAGGCUAAUCUUUCUGGUCUUGGUAUACCUGUAAAUGAUAUUUCUAGUCCUCAACCAAGCAAAAAUAAGUCCAGCCAAGUGUUUCUGGAGGCACUUCGUCACCUUCCAAACACAGCAUUAAAAGAAAAUUCCAGUCGCCAGAUCACUUGUACCAGUGUCUCCACAAUUGAAGAGAAGAGUAGCUCUGAUUCCUGCAGAGACGUACGAUCUUUAUCUGUUAGACGUACAAAAGACUGGAUUGAGCAAACAUCAGUGCAUGUGGAUAAAUUAUUAUCUGCAACUUUUCCUCAUCUUUGUGUGCAUCCUUCAGAAAAGGUUAGACGAGGACUUGUAGCUGCUAUUGGAGGACUAUUAUCAAACUGUAGUUUCACGAUGAAGACUAGCUGGUUGAUGCUUUUGGAAUGCUUAUUUGUUCUGGUUUGUGAUGAUUCAGAUGAAGUGUCUGUUGUCGCACAAGAGUCUAUUGAUUGUUUCCUCAUGCUGGGUGAGAAAGAACUUAUAGAAGGAGAAAUUGCUGAGAUCAUUAACAGGAUGAUUGAAAAACUUCCCAAAGUGGUGCUUGGAAGCGAGGAACCUAUUGCGUUAUCCAAUGCCGAACGAUUACUUGCAGUUAUGUACUAUGCAGGCCCUCAACUUCUGGUGGACCAUUUUCUUCGAUCUCCUGUAACAGCUGCACACUUCUUGGAUGUUCUAACUAUCUGCUUGAGUCAGAAUUCAGUUUUUGCGGGUUCUCUUGACAAGCUUAUAUCAGCAAAGCCCCUCUCAGCUGGAUACUUGCACUCAAUUACAGAGUUAAAAUCAGGUUCCCGCUUGAACUCUUCAAAUAGGACUGGUAAUUAUGAAGCUUCAUCUAAGGUGUCUGAAAUCCCAAAUAUUCGUGAAGAAGUUUCACAAAGUUCCCAUGGUAUUCCCAGCCAAGAUUAUGAAAUUCCACGGAUGCCUCCUUGGUUUUUUCGUGUUGGUAGUCGGAAACUCUAUCGAACACUUGCAGGGGUUCUCAGGCUUGUUGGUUUGUCUACUAUGGCAGAUUCCAGGAGCGAAGUAUCCUUAUCUAAUAUCAUCGACAUUCAGUUGAAUUGUCUGCGUAAGUUGGUUUCUGAGGUCCGAAUGAAGAGAUAUUUUAAGGAGAGCUGGCAGUCUUGGUAUACCAGAGGUGCCUUGGGACAAGUUUUGCGCCAAGCAAGUACUGCAGUUUGUAUAUUGAAUGAAAUCAUGUAUGGUAUGUCAGAUCAAUCAAUUGAUGAAUUUUCGAGAAUGUUCCAUAAGUCUAAGUUGACACAUGAGGAACAAAGAUCUAUUGGUCAGUCAAAUGAAGUAGUGAAUGCUGUAAUCAGCAAAGUUAUUUGGAAAGUUUCCGAGGAAAAACGAAGAAGUGGGCAUAUGAUUGAUUGUGUUGGCAGUAUUAUACAUGAAUAUCUGUCUACUGAAGUGUGGGACCUUCCAAAAGAUCAGAAAGUUCCUUUUCAAGAGUUGGACAGUGAAGCUGAGGGCAUUACAUUGCAUUUUAUCAAUGAUACAACAAUGCUGCAUCAGGUUAUAGUUGAGGGAAUAGGGAUCUUCAAUAUGUGCUUGGGGAAAGAUUUUGCUACCAGUGGAUUUCUUCAUUCUUCACUUUAUUUAUUACUUGAGAACCUUAUGUGUUCAAGUUACCAAAUAAAAAGCGCUUCUGAUGCUGUCUUAUGCUUAAUAUCUGCUUUAUCUGGUCACCCAACUGUCGGAGAAUUGGUUGUGGCUAAUGCAGACUAUAUUAUUGAUUCUCUAUGUUGGCAACUCCGUCAUUUAGAUCUAAAUCCCCAUGUUCCAAAUGUGCUUGCUGCUAUGCUUUCAUAUGUUGGAGUAGCUCAUGAGAUUUUUCCAUUAUUAGAGGAACCGUUGCGUUCUGUUACACUGGAACUUGAGGUUAUCGGCAGACAUCAGCACCCCAUUCUAACUAUUCCGUUUUUGAAGGCUGUUAGUGAAAUUGCCAAGGCAUCAAAGCAUGAGGCUAUUGGAAUGCCCGGUAAAUUGGAAUCAUAUUCCAUGUCUGUCAAAGUGAAGGUGUCUAAUAUGAAAAGGUCGGCAAGAAAGCAACCACAACGAAAUCACAUGUCACAUGAUAUUGAUGAUGCCAACAGCGUUGAUAUUUCUUCCAUGGAUUCAGAGUAUGCUGAUACCAACGGGGAUGAAGUUGAUAUGGAUCUAGAAAAGUGGGAGGAGAUGCUGCUUAAGUUGAAUGAGUAUAGAAGAUAUAGAAGAACAGUCGCCUCUGUUGUUGAAUCGAGUUUAAAAGCUGCAACACCUCUGCUGGCUUCGGUCAAUGAAGCAACAUGCUUGCUAGCCUUAAACAUAGUUGAGGACGGGAUUACUGCACUAGCAAAAGUGGAAGAAGCUUAUAGGCACGAGAAAGAAACAAAAGAAUCAAUUGAACAGGCAAUCCAGUUCCUGUGUUUUUAUGAUCUUCAAGACAAUAUGGAUGCUUCUGCUGAUGAAGGAAAUGAUGAGAACAGAUUGCUUCCUGCAGUGAACAAAAUUUGGCCUUACUUGGUCGUUUGCGUUAAGAAUAAGAACCUUGUGGCAACUAGAAGAUGCUUAGGUGUCGUAAGCGGUGUAAUUCUAAUCUGUGGAGGCGAUUUCUUUUCUCGUCGUUUCAUCCAAGAUGGGUUCCACUUCUGGAAAUUAUUAAGUACAUCCCCACUCCACAAGAAACCAGCCUUCAGUGAGUCAAAAACGUCUCUUCAGCUUCCCUACAGGAGUGCUUUAACAAAUCCAGAGGACUCUAUUGCCGAAUCAUCAAGUCUGAAAGUUCAAGCAGCAGCUCUCGACAUGAUUGCUGAUUUGGCCAAGAACAAAAGAAGUGCGUCAGCUUUGGAAGCAGUUCUAAAGAAGGUAAGUGGCUUAGUUGUGGGGAUAGCUUGCAGCGGAAUUCCGGGUCUUCGAGAUUCUUCAACAAAUGCAGUAUUAGGACUCUCAUGUAUCGAUGCUGAUCUCAUUUGGCUUCUCCUAGCCGAUGUUUAUUACUCCAUGAAUAAGAAAGAUGUUCCUUCACCACCAUCUGUAGAUUUACCUGAAAUCUCCCAGUUACUGCCAUCUCCUUCGUCGUCAAAGGAAUAUCUGUUUGCUCAAUAUGGUGAGGUAAGUUUUGGAUUUGGCAUUGACUUUGCUUCUGUAGAAACUAUGCUUCGGAAAUUGUAGGUAAACGUUUUUCUUUUCCUUUAGCAAAUGUACAGUUAAAAAUGAGAUGUAAAAUUAUAGUGAGCAGUUAUUCUUUCAUUUUUUUUAUUUUAUCAUCACAAGUCAAGGCUGAAUUACCGAUGAUGAUUACUACUGCUUCAAGAAUGUUAUCUAAAUAGAACUACUGUGGUGUCUCGCGAGUAAUGUUUUUGAAAGUGAUAUUAAAAGGUAAAAACCCUUUCUAUGGACGAUA